AUGACUACUAAACUAAUUCAAGAUCCAACUGGAUUCAGUAAAUCUUUUGAAACUACAUAUCCUAAUGACACAUCAUCAUCAUCAUCAACAAAUGAAUUCUUCUUCCAUAUAAUCAACUACAGUGACAAACAAAUUCUCAAUAUAUCCAUCAAUGGAUUAAUGGACACUACAUUUGAAUUACCCGUUUCAACUAAAUCGGCUAUAACUUAUGCUUCAGCAUUGGAAAUCCCUAUAGAUCAAUUUGAUGAUGAACAUGAACAAGAGGAAAUUAGAGAACGAGAAGUGAUACCUGAACCUAUUUUAUUGAUUGGAGAUCAUUCUAAUAUGAAAUUACUGAUUGUUGCCACUCAAAUUAGUAAAUUAAUUAGUAACAAUUGUCCUAAACCUACAAUACUAUCAAUAGGUUCUAAAUGGUUUGGUAAAGGAGAUGAAGUUGAUGAUAAUGAUUUUGAAAAAUUAAUGUUUAUUCUAGCAAAUGUAAAAACAUUGAUACAAUAA
Candida albicans SC5314 is the source of this 498-nucleotide messenger RNA. RefSeq lists its product as uncharacterized. The coding region runs from base 1 to 498 and encodes 165 amino acids. The transcript has a single exon. NCBI's taxonomy places the organism in Eukaryota, Fungi, Ascomycota, Pichiomycetes, Serinales, Debaryomycetaceae. The record is from RefSeq and is a predicted model, not a curated record.